AUGCAGGGUGCUGCUGAGCUAAUCGUGGUGUACUGCCUCGAUCCUCGUCAUUAUCAAGAAAGCCCUUGGGGAAGCCACAAGCGCUGUGGCGCCCACAGGAGCCAGCUCAUUGCAGAGUCCUUGGAGGCCUUGUCUCUUUCUUUGUGCAAGAUCGGCUCUAAGCUUUACGUGGCUCCAGGCGCCCCAGAAGAGGUGCUGCCAGGACUUCUAUCUCCAGGUUCGCUGCUGAUAUACCAGGCCGAGGACACCCACGAUGAGCAGCAAGUUGAGGAGGCUGUCACUUCAGCUUUGAGUCCAGGAGUCGACGUGAAAUAUCACUUCGGCCAGACCUUGCAUCACCGAGAUGAUUUGGGUUUUGACCUUAAAGCAUGGCUGCCACUGCCCUUCGGAAAGUUCUACCACGAGACAUGUGGCCAAGUGCGGCCCAGAUGCGAACUCAGAACACCAGGCAAAGGCGAUUUGCCGCCACCACCUGCAGAUGACGACAUAGCAGGGGUAGCUGUAGUGUCACCACAAGCUACCACUUUGCUGGAAGCCAUGGGCACCGAGCCUGUGCUAUCCAGUGGAGACUUUCACUGGAAAGGUGGAGAGGAUGCAGCCCUUCAACAGCUUGAAGCUUAUUGCACCAGAGGAGGACUCGGGAGCUAUCAACGUACUCGCAACCAACUCCAUGUGAACUGCAGUAGCCGCCUUUCACCUUGGAUGGCCAUUGGUUGUUUAUCACCACGCACCGUGUUUUGGCGAGCUGAGAGGUGUCACGGCUGA
This is a messenger RNA of Durusdinium trenchii, 765 nucleotides long. The record is from the annotation of a GenBank genome assembly. NCBI's taxonomy places the organism in Eukaryota, Dinophyceae, Suessiales, Symbiodiniaceae.